UUGCCUAAGCCAUGUAUGGUAAGACCAAAUGAAGGUAUCUCAAUUGCACCUUUGACAUUACAACAACUACGUGUCAGUCCCAAACUAUCCUCCACAAAGAACAUUGCUAGUGACGCUAUUGCAAUGGAUCGUGGUCGUUGUAGUAGUGGGAGAUUAUUGUCUUCCAUGUGGAGAGAAGUUCAAGGGUCAAAAAACUGGGAAAACCUAGUAGAUCCAUUGGACUCUCUCCUCCGAUCAGAGAUUAUUCGAUAUGGAGAGUUUGUAGCUGCUUGUUAUGAUGCAUUUGAUCUUGAUACAAAUUCAAAAAGAUACUUAAAUUGCAAGUAUGGUAAGAGUAGGAUGUUGAGUGAAGUAGGGUUAGGUGAAUCAGGGUAUCAAGUGACAAAAUACAUAUAUGCUACUCCAGACCUAAUAAUUGGUAGCAAUAAUAUUAGUAUUGGUUCAUCCUGUGGGAAAUGGAUUGGUUAUAUUGCAGUGUCAAAUGAUGAAGAAACAAAGAGACUAGGGAGGAGAGAUGUGCUUGUUACCUUUCGUGGAACGGUCACUAGCCCUGAAUGGAUAGCAAACCUGAUGAGCUCAUUGACUCCUGCUCGUCUUGAUCCUCAUAAUCCGAGACCUCAAGUUAAGGUUGAAGCUGGAUUCUUGAGUUUGUACACUUCCAAUGAGGACAAGAAGUUUGGGCUUGGAAGUUGUCGCGAGCAAUUACUAUCUGAGAUUGGGAGAUUAGUAAAUAAGUACUGUAAACAAGAGGAUAUGAGCAUAACUUUAGCUGGACAUAGCAUGGGGAGUGCAUUAGCCCUCUUACUAGCUUAUGACAUUGCAGAGUUAGGGUUGAAUACUCAUCAUCAUGAUCACAUGACUACUGUAACCGUUUUCUCCUUUGGAGGGCCAAGAGUUGGAAACUCAGGCUUCAAAGAGAGGUGUGAAGAGUUAGGUGUGAAAGUCUUGAGAAUAACAAAUGUAAAUGACCCCAUAACAAAACUUCCUGGGGUUUUUCUAAAUGAAAAUUCUAGGGUUUUGGGUGGUAAGUAUGAGGUACCAUGGAGUUGCUCAUGUUAUGCACAUGUUGGAGUUGAAAUCUUGUUAGAUUUUUUCAAGAUGCAUAAUCCUUCUUGUGUACAUGACUUGGGUACUUAUCUUAAUUUGCUCAAGUGUCCAAAGAGAUGUUUGCAAGUUCAAAGAGAAGAAGGUAUUCAUCAUUUUAUCAAUAAAGCAAAGGAGUUUGUCAUUUCUGGAUUAAACUUCAAUCCACCCUUGCAAUGGAAAAAUGUUGCAAUGAAUAUGGUGAACAUGGUUCAAUCCCAAAGGACUUAA
Molecule: messenger RNA, 1314 nt
Organism: Solanum pennellii
Lineage: Eukaryota; Viridiplantae; Streptophyta; Magnoliopsida; Solanales; Solanaceae
Product: galactolipase DONGLE, chloroplastic
Exons: 1
Coding region: 16-1314 (432 amino acids)
Biological process (GO): jasmonic acid biosynthetic process
Cellular component (GO): chloroplast
Molecular function (GO): glycerophospholipid phospholipase A1 activity
Source: RefSeq, a predicted model, not a curated record